AUGGGUGGCCAGGUGAGCGCUGCCAGCAGCUUCCCAAGCCUGCGCUGUAGGAACGCCAACGCGGACUGGAUGUCGGGGCUGUGCCCCCAGCUGUGGGACGUGCCCCUCCACCACCUCUCCAUCCCAGGGAGCCACGACACGAUGACCUACUGCCUUAACAAGAAGUCCCCCAUUGCCCACGAAGAGUCCAAGCUGCUGCAGCUCCUGAGCAAGGUCGUCCCCUGCAUCAUCCGCCCUGUGGUGCUGAAGUGGUCCAUCACCCAGGUGCUGGACGUCACGGAGCAACUGGAUGCCGGCGUGCGCUACCUGGACCUGCGGAUUGCACACGCACCUGAGGGCUCGGCAAGGAACCUGCACUUCGUGCACAUGAUAUACACAACUGCGCUGGUAGAGGACACGCUCACGGAGAUCUCGGAGUGGCUGGAGAAGCACCCCCGGGAGGUGGUCCUCCUGGCCUGCAGGAACUUUCAGGGCCUGAGCACGGACCUGCACGAGUACCUGGUCACUUGCAUCCAGAACAUUUUUGGGGACAUGCUGUGCCCACGGGGGGAGGUGCCGACGCUGCGCCAGCUGUGGGCACGGAGCCAGCAGGUGAUCAUCUUCUACGAGGACGAGGACACCGUGAGCCGGCACAGGGAGCUGUGGCCGGGGGUCCCCUACUGGUGGGGCAACAAAGUGAAGGUGCAGGAGCUGAUCCGCUACCUGGAGGGCAUGAAGAGCUGCGGCCGCCCAGGCGGGUUGUUUGUGGCUGGUAUCAACCUUACGGAGAACCUGGAAUACAUCCUGGUGCAUCCCUGUGAGUCCCUGCAGAAGAUGACGGUGCCUGAACUGCCGUACCUGAGCACCUGGGUCCGAGCGCAGUGCCCGGGGCCGGGCUCACGGUGCACCAACGUCAUCGCGGGUGACUUCAUCGGCGCGGACAGUUUCGUCAGUGACGUCAUCAGACUCAACGAGAAGCUGCUUUGGUGCUGA
This is a messenger RNA of Cynocephalus volans (Philippine flying lemur), 972 nucleotides long. It is a transcript of the gene PLCXD1, whose product is annotated as phosphatidylinositol specific phospholipase C X domain containing 1. Gene Ontology annotation, molecular function: phosphoric diester hydrolase activity. Gene Ontology annotation, biological process: lipid metabolic process. The transcript is spliced from 6 exons. NCBI's taxonomy places the organism in Eukaryota, Metazoa, Chordata, Mammalia, Dermoptera, Cynocephalidae. The record is from RefSeq and is a predicted model, not a curated record. Bases 1 to 972 code for a protein of 323 amino acids.